AUCCGCACGUGAACGCAGCAUUGUUGUGUCUUGUGAGAGAAGGGCAGGACGAGUCUUCCUGUUUUCACUUACAAGAAGCAGCACCAUUCGUAAGUUAUCCCUGAGCGCCAGGAGUGGGCUGAAUUUUGUUCUGUGGAAGGAGGGAAAAGCAUCUGUCUAUAUUCAGCAUAAGCAUCAACAUACAAGGGGCCUUUACCACAAUGAAUGUGUCCCAGAAAAUGGAGACAGAGGAAGAUCUCCUGACUUGUCUCCGCGUCAAGCUUUACCACCCACAGCAGAGUGGCCGGGGCCUUUACACGCUGCUGCCUCUUGGGAAGAGGUGCAGACACUCAGCAGAUGACCCCCUCAGGCUGGGCCGUGACGCCACGGCCUGCACCUAUGCCCUGGCCGACCCCCGGGUGUCCCGCAAACAGCUGGCCCUCCACGCCUACCGCUCACCCCAGAGCCCGGACAUGCUGUUCACCAUCCAGAACCUGAGCCAGAGGGCACGGCUGUCAGUGAACAGCGCGGCUCUGGGCUACCUGGAGAGGGCAGAUCUGCCAGACAAGGCCCUGAUCCGGUUUGGAGAGUAUGAAAUUGUGAUCAUCCUUGAGUCCGGCGACGCCAAGGGGAGCUUUGAGGUGGAGUUUGAGGUGCUGGCGGUGCCUCCGUCCAGGGAGACGUGCAUGUGUGUGCCUAGUAUGACCCCUGUCAUGGACACAGGCUCAUGUGUGACGAAUGGUUUCUCAGCCGAGUUCACGGCAAUUGGCCCCCUGGAGACCGAUGAGACUCUCAUGUGUCAUUUUUGAUGUGUCAAAUGCUGUGACUUGUUUUUAACUCUGUAUCUGACUUGCAAUUUUAAAGCAAUGCAAAAUGCUUGUAUUUGCUUCCUGUUUGUAAUGUAAAAUCGUAGUAUUAUUUUUCACCUUUUGUGUUUUACUCCCAUUUAUAUAUAUUAACAAGCUGUGAUCUUUAAAAAAAACUACUUUUUAAAAAUGUAAAUGCUAUAAAUUUUUGACUUGUGCACAUUAAAAUUGUAUUUUGGUAA
Molecule: messenger RNA, 1027 nt
Organism: Scophthalmus maximus (turbot)
Lineage: Eukaryota; Metazoa; Chordata; Actinopteri; Pleuronectiformes; Scophthalmidae
Gene: tifa
Product: TRAF interacting protein with forkhead associated domain
Exons: 2
Coding region: 201-788 (195 amino acids)
Biological process (GO): canonical NF-kappaB signal transduction
Molecular function (GO): protein binding
Source: RefSeq, a predicted model, not a curated record